AUGCCUGAGAACAUUCAAGAUGUCGCGCUUGCCAUCGUCCUCGUCUUUCCUAUCCUAAGAACGCUGGUAGUGGGUUUGCGUUGCUGGUCAAGGCUCCUCGGUAGGCAAUUUGGCUGGGAUGAUGGAUUCAUUGUGGUGGCCUGGAUCCUUGCGAUCGGACAGACCUACACAGUAUGGAUGUAUACCAAGUUAACUUACUCGCGCUACCACUCAAUCGACAAGUAUAACCUCGCAAACCAGUUGCUCUAUAAUCCAAUUCUAGCCAUCGUCAAAGCCUCCGUUAUCGUGUUUCUUGACCGACGACGCAUAGUGCGAUGGAACCUUCACGCCCUGUCCGCCGUGAACCUAGGUCUGUUGUUGUCUAUUUUCCUAUCUGAUCUAUUCCAAUGCAAAGCCGCUAGAGCCGACACGAAGGCCAGGACAGAAACAGGGUUAGUGAAGGGUAGGCAAUGUAUCAACCAGAUAGCUUUUUUCCUAGGGUCAGCAGGUUUCACCAUUGUUACGAACAUCUGGCUGUUGUGCAUUCCCGCGAUAAUUGUCUGGCGGCUGCAAAUGUCUAAGCGAAAAAAGACGGCUAUUAUCGGCAUUCUCAGUAUGGGAAUAAUAGUCACGGCGCUGAGCAUCGCCCGGCUGGUCAUUUAUGCCCAGCGAUUCAGUCCACACAGCAAAGACCGGACUUGCAAUAUCGGUCAUACCGUAUCAGGAACGGAAGCCAAUUUAGCCAUCAUAACCGCCUCGGCUACGGCGCUUAACUCAUUGGUGGCACGAUUCGCGCCGCGGUUCUGGAGGUCGAGCGCGCAUCAUUCGACCUCCCAGCAGGGGCCCAGCGGGUGGAGAGAAAGAUCUACUGCGGCCGGGGGCUCGAGAACGAGAGACAUAUAUCCUCUCAGGGAUAGCUCUAGAAGGCAGAAAGGACCUAGCGAUAGUCAGGAAGAAAUCAUGCCUUUUGGUUUGCGCUCAAAUGCGCCGCCACAUUUCAGUGCUGCAUCAUCAGGAGCGCCACAUUCAUAA
This is a messenger RNA of Aspergillus alliaceus, 1011 nucleotides long. RefSeq lists its product as uncharacterized. The record is from RefSeq and is a predicted model, not a curated record. The coding region runs from base 1 to 1011 and encodes 336 amino acids. NCBI's taxonomy places the organism in Eukaryota, Fungi, Ascomycota, Eurotiomycetes, Eurotiales, Aspergillaceae. The transcript is spliced from 7 exons.